Messenger RNA from Centruroides sculpturatus (bark scorpion), 6200 nucleotides. It is a transcript of the gene mon2, whose product is annotated as protein MON2 homolog. The transcript has 36 exons. Bases 284 to 5401 code for a protein of 1705 amino acids. NCBI's taxonomy places the organism in Eukaryota, Metazoa, Arthropoda, Arachnida, Scorpiones, Buthidae. The record is from RefSeq and is a predicted model, not a curated record.
CGGUGAUUGCGUUCGAUAAUGGAUGCUGCUGCAAGUGUUAAAUGAUGGAGGAAAGUAGCGAUCGGUUUAAAUAUUGAACUAAGUGAAAUUGUAUCGCUUUUUAUCAAUAUGCGCGCCAUAAACAUAUAUUAAAAUGAUUUUGUAGCUUAUAAGAAGAAUUUAUUCGAUAUAAUUUAUAGUAUUUUCACCGAAAUAAGCGAAAUUUAGUCAAGUAAACAGAUUCAAAGUGGUUAUCGUUGCAUAAUAAAAUUAGCAGUAUUAGUUAGUAUUAAAGUUUUUAAAUAUGACAACUCAAGAAAGAAGUGCAGUUGAAAAGAAAUUAUUAGAAAAUCUUCAGAAUGAUCUUAGAUCAUUGUCUAAUGAAGCUAAAAAGAAACAUCCUCCUUUAAAAGAGGCUGCCGAAUCUGGAAUUAUAAAAGUUAGAAAUGCAUCGGGAAAACAUGACGAUCUUCGUUUAGCAUUACUGUCAGAAAGUCCAGAAAUUCUUGAGCCAUUUUUUUUGGGAUGUGAUACAAAAAAUCCAAAAAUUGUUCAGAUUUGUUUAACUGCCAUGCAACGAUUAAUUACUCAAGAAGCAGUUUCAUUGACGGCAGCCACAAAUAUUAUUUCGUGUCUUUGGAGUUUAAUGGAAAGUGGAACUGAAGAACUAAAGUUAUUGCAAACUGUAACAUUGUUGUUAACAACCAAUACAAUAGUGCAAAAAGAGACAUUAUCUAAGGCACUCGUUCUUUGUUUUCGUUUGCAUUUUACAAAAAAUAGCACAACAAAUAACACCGCAUCGGCGACUGUUAGACAGUUAGUGGCAGUAGUAUUCGAACGGGUGCAGUCGGAAGAUUCCACACCAAAUGAAGAUAGGAUAGGUGAUUUAAAUUUAGAAGAACUCAAGACUGGUAGUAGACAUCCUCCUAAGUCAUUAAGACCUUGCGCUGCAGAUGCUUUUUUGUUAUUUCAGGAUUUAGUUCAGUUAGUGAAUGCCGACCAACCAUUCUGGCUUGUCGGUUUAACAGAAAUGACGAGAACUUUUGGGUUGGAAUUACUAGAAUCAACACUCACUACAUUUUCUGAUGUAUUCUUUAAACAUAAAGAAUUCAGUUUUCUGUUAAAAGAACGUGUAUGUCCUUUGGUAAUUAAGUUAUUUUCUCCAAAUAUUAAAUAUCGGCAAGGAAUGCAAUUAGCAGGACAGAUUCCCACGUCAACAGAUAAACCAUAUUUUCCUAUUUCUAUGAGAUUAUUAAGAAUAGUAUCAGUUUUGAUUCAGAAAUUCUAUUCAAUGUUGGUAACCGAAUGUGAAAUAUUUUUAUCACUAAUAGUUAAAUUUUUAGAUAAUGACAAGCCAAAUUGGCAAAGAGCAUUAGCAUUAGAAGUCUUGCAUAAAAUGUGUAUUCAACCCGAAUUAAUUAAAUCAUUCUGUGUAUCAUAUGACAUGAAGCUUCAUAGCACUAAAAUCUUUCAAGAUAUGGUAAAUGCAUUAGGAUCAUACGUGCAGUCUUUAUUUGUCAAUUCAUCUUCUGUUAGCCAAAGUUUAGCAUCAUCAUUAGGAGUGAAUGCUGGACAGCAAAAUUCAGUUGCUACUCAAGGACAAUCUCCCGCACUUGUGGCAGGAAUGCCGAUUGGGGCAGGAGUCACUCCGCAACCAGCCUUCUUAUAUCGUGGUGUUUGGUUACCUUUAAUACAAAUUUAUCCAGUUAAUACCUGCAAACCUGUUUUUAUUGAAAUGUUAGAUAAGCUAGAAGCUCCUACGAUUCCUGAAGGAUAUGGUAUUACUGUUGCGUACGCAUGUCUUUUAGAAGUAAUAUGCAGUAUUUCUAAGAUAAUUGAAGAACAAAAUGAAAAUUUGAGUGAUGAACAAAACUGCUCUAAAAAAUCUAAUCAAGAAACUAGUGACAAUCAAAUUGAAGAAGAAAAUCCCCAGGAUGUUAAAAUUUCUCCAGAAUUGAUGCCUCUUAAAGAACAAUUAAUCAAUUCUUCGUGGUGUGGACUUUUAGCUGCAUUUUCUUUGUUAUUAGAUGCAAGUACUGACGAAACAGCCACAGAAAAUAUUCUGAAAACUAUACAGACUUACAGUAGUUUAUGUGGAACUCUGAAUAUGACAAUUCCAAGAGAUGCCUUUAUUACUGCAAUGUGUAAAGCUUCGUUACCUCCACAUUACACACUAACUAUUUUGAAUUCGAAUGUUCCUAAAGGACACGGAAGAACUAACAGUCAAGAUUUCUGCCAUCCGAGUCCACCUACCAUACCACCCGGACAACAUCCAUUAGGUUUAUAUUUAGGAUGCACGGAUAGUUCUGAAAUUAGACAACAAGUAGUUGCUGUAGGAACGCCACUUCCUACGGCUUCUUUACCUCUCGGUGCUCAACAAGGACCCGUAAUGUUAACUGCUAAGAAUCUUCAGUGUAUGAGAGCAGUUCUAAGUCUUGCUCAUUGUCACGGAGCAGUUCUGGGCACGGCAUGGCAUCUUGUACUAACUACAUUACAGCACUUAGUAUGGAUACUAGGAUUAAAACCAUCUACUGGAGGUAGCUUAAAAGCAAGCAGAUCUGCAGAUGCUCCCAAUGCCGUGAUUACCACGGCUGUUAUGGCAGAUUUACCAGUGUUGUCAGCGAUGCUAUCUCGUCUCUUCGAAAGUUCCCAAUAUUUAGAUGAUGUUGCUUUGCAUCAUUUAAUUGAUGCUUUAUGCCAAUUAUCUACAGAAUCAAUGGAAUUGGCGUACAAUAAUCGAGAACCAUCAUUGUUUGCUGUUGCAAAACUUUUGGAGACGGGACUUGUAAAUUUGAAUCGAGUAGAGGUUUUAUGGAAACCAGUAUCCAGUCAUCUUUUAGAGGUGUGCCAGCAUCCUCAUAUACGAAUGAGAGAAUGGGGUGCUGAAGCUGUAACGUAUUUAGUGAAAGCUGCUCUUGCAAAUAAUUAUGAUCCCCCUUUGAAAGAAAAUAAGAAAUUACAAAUACUUUUGUUAACUCCUCUGCAAGAACUCUCUAACAUACCUCAUCCGGACAUUCGACAGAAGCAGUUAGACUGCGCUUUGCAAGUUCUUCAUAGUACAGGAGAGUUUAUUUCGAGCGGAUGGCCGCAGAUCUUGGACAUCAUUGCGGCUAUCUCAGAAGCGCAGGGAGAAGAAUUGAUCCGCUCAGCAUUUCAGUGCCUUCAAUUUAUUGUUGCUGAUUAUCUGCCAAUUAUGCCAUGUAUGUGCCUAAGACAGUGUGUGGAUACGGCUGCAAAAUUUGGUUCUCAGAGCCAAGAAUUAAAUGUUUCAUUAACCGCUGUUGGAUUGCUGUGGAAUAUCGCAGACUAUUUAUUUCAAAAUCAAGAAAAAAUACAUAAACUGUUAGACGAAAAUAUGGACGAUGCCAUUGCUAAUCAGUCAAGUUCCCUUCCUCCAUUUGACAAUCUGUGGAUGUGUCUCUUCACUUGUUUGGGAGACUUGUGCGUCGAUUCGAGGCCCGCUGUAAGGAAAAGUGCGGGGCAGACUUUAUUUUCUACGAUCGGAGCGCACGGCUCGUUACUACAGCAACAGACUUGGCAAGUUGUGCUGUGGCAGGUAUUAUUUCCAUUGCUGGAUAGAGUUAGAACACUUUCUGGUUCUGCAUCUACAGAUAAAAUAAGUGAUAUGGGAGGAAAUAUUCUUAUUCAUCAUUCCAGAAAUACUGCUCAGAAACAAUGGGCUGAGACUCAAGUUCUUACUCUUUCGGGAGUGGCGAGGAUGUUUCAUACUAAGAGAGAGAUCCUUCAGAAUCUCGGAGAUUUUCCGAGAGCUUGGGCUCUCCUCUUAGAGUUUAUCGAGAGUUCUUCCCUUAGCAAAAAUAAUGAAGUUUCAUUUUCUGCACUGAAAAGUUUUCAAGAAAUAUUAAAUAUCAGUAGAUAUCCGAAUAUUGAUGGAAAAAUUCAAACUGAAGUAAAAACUGACCCACAGAAAAUAGAUAAUUUAACACCAUGGAUCACAGCUUGGAAAGUCUGGUAUAAUAUAGGAAUAGAAAGUACUAAGCCGCCUCCCGAUAAAUUAGUUGAUGAUGCUAACAUUCGAAAUGAUUUUUCUCUUCUUUACAUACCGUCGCAACCAUUUUUAACUGCCCUCAUUCAAAUAUUUCCAUAUUUAUUCCAACAUAUAAAAAACAGAUUUGUAGCUUUAGAUUUACAAAAACUCUCUACGGUUCUACAGAAUGCUAUUGCAGUUCCCGUUCACGGUGAAGCGUCGCCUUUUAUUUUACCUUCGUUAACUGAAGUAGUUCUCACUCCUUUGCAGGAAUCUGUUUUACAAGCAAUGGAUAUUCUAAUAAAGGAAGCUGUAAAUGGUCAUGAUAAUUUAAAGAUGAUGAUUCCUGCAAUAUUCAAUCAGUUAUUAGUUUUUUCUUGUUAUGCUUGUCAUGCUCCAUCCUUUGGAAAAUUAAGAACAAGGUCUCCAAAUGUUAAGCAAUCAAUGACUGAUUGGGUUACAAUGAAUUUUGUACCUUUUGGUGAAAAAUCACUUGAAAUGGUUGUAACAUUAUAUCAGCAAACAGCUCAACAACAAAUUGUGAUCCAAUCACAAGUUUUACAUUCCAUUUUAAAAAUGCUGAAAGUUCCGUUGGGCAUGAAAUAUUCCUGUCCCUCUCAAUUUACGUGGAAACUUGCCGUUAAUUCACUGUUAAAAGUGUUGCACGUUGGCUUACCGGUUGCUCGACAGCACUCAACCCAAUUUCAGGGAAUGUGGACUGAUCUAGCUUCUGCUAUUGAAGAUUUUUUAUUUUCUAAUAGUACUUCUCCUCCGACGCAGAGUCUAGAAGAUCAGCAAUGCGAUGAAGCUCUGGACUGUAAAGUUAUUCAGAUGAUAAGAGAAUGUAUUUUACCUUAUGCCAAUCAAGUUCCGAAGGAAUUUGUUGUUUCUCUCGUAACGUUAUUAAAUCGAGGAUCGAUUCAUUCUGCGACGAGUAAUACGCCAGUUGAUACCGAAUCAAGUCGAAGACUGAGAGAGGAAUUUGCAAAAUCGUGUUUUGAAACACUCUUGCAAUUUUCGUUUCUGGGCGAUUCUUACAUUACCGACAGCAGUUCCAUCGAUUUGGAGAACAAAAAAGGCGUAGUUAACAAAUUAGCAGUGGCAUCUCUCUUACAUAGAUUUCAAGAAGUUAUUCACAAAUAUGCAGAAGACGAGAGAUUAAGUGGAAAAUGCCCUUUACCGAGGCAUCGCAUGGCAGAAAUCUCAUUUGUUUUAAAAGCCGUGGCCACUCUUACAGCCUCCCUGAAGAAAGCUCCGCGUGAAAAUGUCGAAUGGAGUGUUUGGAAACAACUGAUAGCACUUUAUCCCCAUUUGGUGGAUUGCACAACGUCGACGUCGGUACAAGUUUGUCGUUCCCUUCAGGAAGCUCUUCACGAAUACGCCGAUCUAUUGGUUCCGCCCCAGCCGUACAUUUUAAAUGGAAACACCAGUUAGCAUCAUUAAAAUUUCUAAAGUUUAUUUAAAUAAAAUAAGGAAUAAAAAAUUUUUAUAAAUUUCAAUGAUUACAUAAGUUGUUUCUUUUGAAAAUUAAUGGCCCAAAACUGUAUUUCAUUUUAAUGGUGUUGGCCAUUUAACUGCAAAUAAUGAAUGUAAAUGAUGAACAUGCACAUCAUAAUUUAGGUUUUUAAAAAAUAUAUACUGGUAUAAAUAUAUAUAUAUAUAAUAUGUAUCCUCUCAUGAAAAUGGUUCUGAAAGUAUAUCAGCUAAAACCCACAAUAUAAGUUGGUAUUUGUACUUCUUGUUUUUCAUAUUUCGGAUAGGUUUUAACCUAUAAUUAAAAAAGAAAAGAGAAAUUUAUAAAUAUUAAGUCUUGUAAAUAAAUUUUUUGUACAUUCUACGUAGUAAUAUUUUUCAGAUUUUUUGCACUUAUUGGAAACAUAUCAACUCUGUUACUACAUAAACACCCAACGAUGCUACGGUAGCAUCCCGCGGCAUAUUUUAAAUGCCGAAGGAGAGAAAAUCCGCAUCGAUAUUUCGUUCUAAUCUAUUCCCUAAUGUCGAGUCUGUAAAAAUUUCUUUCUAGAAUUCCUGUAAGUAUUCUGUUACCAUUUCGAAAUUCAUUGUGAUCAUGUUAAUAUGUUAAUUUACUUAAAAUUAAGCAAUAUAUAUAUUAUGCAUACGUUUCUUUUUAUUUAAUGUUGCUGUUGGAAAUCUUUCAUGUUCGAGAUGUAUAUGGUUUUAUUUCAGAGAAGAAAAUAAUUAAAUUAUUGCUUUCAUAAAAAGAAGUUUUAUU